GAAAGAAUGUCUAUGACUAAUGACACUCAGUUCCAUCCUUCUUCAUUCCUUUUACUGGGCAUCCCAGGGCUAGAGGAUGCGCACAUCUGGAUUGGAUUCCCCUUUUUCUUUGUGUAUCUUGUUGCACUCCUGGGGAAUGCUGCUGUCCUGUUUGUGAUCCAGACUGAACAUAGUCUCCAUGAGCCCAUGUACUACUUCCUGGCCAUGCUGGACUCCAUUGACCUGGGCUUGUCCACAGCCACCAUCCCCAAAAUGCUGGGUAUCUUCUGGUUCAGCCUCAGGGGCAUAUCUUUUGAAAGCUGCCUUUCCCAGAUGUUCUUCAUCCACUUCUUCACUGCCAUGGAGAGCAUUGUAUUGGUGGCCAUGUCCUUUGACCGCUACAUUGCCAUUUGUAAACCCCUUCAGUACACUAUGAUCCUCACCAACAAAAUCAUCAGCAUCAUUGCAGUCAUUGCUAUUCUGCGGAGCUUGUGUAUGGUGGCUCCACUGGUAUUUCUCCUCCUGAGGCUGCCCUUCUGCGGGCACCAUAUCAUCCCUCAUACCUACUGUGAGCAUAUGGGCAUUGCCCGUCUGGCCUGUGCUAGCAUCAAAGUAAAUAUUAUGUUUGGCCUGGGCAACAUUUCUCUCUUAUUGUUGGAUGUAUUCCUUAUUAUUUUCUCCUAUGUCAGGAUUCUCUAUGCUGUAUUUUGUUUGCCUUCCUGGGAGGCUCGACUCAAAUCUCUCAAUACCUGUGGCUCCCACAUUGGUGUUAUCUUGGCCUUUUUCACACCAGCAUUUUUCUCUUUUUUGACACACCGUUUUGGCCACAAUAUUCCCCGAUAUAUCCACAUUUUCUUGGCCAACCUAUAUGUGGUUGUUCCACCAGCCCUCAAUCCUGUAAUCUAUGGGGUCAGGACCAAGCAGAUCAGAGAGCGAGUCCUGAGGAUUUUCCUCAAGAAAGAUAGCUAA
Molecule: messenger RNA, 948 nt
Organism: Equus quagga
Lineage: Eukaryota; Metazoa; Chordata; Mammalia; Perissodactyla; Equidae
Product: olfactory receptor 52E8
Exons: 1
Coding region: 7-948 (313 amino acids)
Biological process (GO): G protein-coupled receptor signaling pathway
Cellular component (GO): membrane
Molecular function (GO): olfactory receptor activity; G protein-coupled receptor activity
Source: RefSeq, a predicted model, not a curated record